Messenger RNA from Penicillium verrucosum, 963 nucleotides. RefSeq lists its product as uncharacterized. Bases 1 to 963 code for a protein of 320 amino acids. Lineage: Eukaryota; Fungi; Ascomycota; Eurotiomycetes; Eurotiales; Aspergillaceae. The record is from RefSeq and is a predicted model, not a curated record. The transcript has a single exon.
AUGACCCCUACUCCUUAUUUUAGCAGUGUUAUCUCUGAAUCUGCUUUCAGGGCUCGUUUUCAAGCCGAGAAUGGAAAAAACUUUUCGCAGCUAAAAGUUGUCGCCGCCAGUUACUGGGGACGGCCUCAUUUGCUUGCAUGUCGUGUAGUACGGCGGGACCCGCAGCGCAAUCUGCUUCCCAUUCUAUCACAAUAUGUGACAACCUCUGAUAUACAUUCUUCAUCCAACGAAAUCAGCGCGUUCUUACAAGGUCCCGAUUUGACGUUCAUGGCUCAGAGCGAGCACUAUUUAGUGCGAAGGUCUAAUUGUGGUAUCUCACUUGCUCAAAUUUGGGCAGCCAUGGCCAUGUUCAAGGGGAACCAGGACCGUCGCACGCGAGAUAUACCUACGAUGCAGGAACAAAACGAAAGUAAGAAUGACAACGACGACGAGGCACGGCAGCCCAAGCGUCUUAGACGACAUACAUUCCAGCCAGACUUCGCCGACUCUAGUGAAAUACAAGUUGGCUCUAGUAGCCCACCGCAAGACGGCUCGUACAAUGGCUCUCAAGGGUCUUCCCUGGGUUAUGUCGACCCUGAUACACACUAUCUGGGUACAACACCAGAAGACGACACGCUGCGACUCGCGUCGUGCGUUAUUCGACAUAUACUUUAUUUUGCAUCGCCCCAAAACUCAGCAUCAAAUCCAAUUGUUGUCGAGUUUCGAGAUGCAAAGACAAGACUCGCCGCUACAACCACGAUUGGAGACCGGCAAAUAGUUACCAUUGACGAUGGUGGCCUCUGUUUGAGACGGCAAAACGAAAAUGGCAAUUUUAUCCUUGCGAAUAACCACGUUGCAGUGUUGGAAGCGAAGACGCAAUUCCAGUGUCUAGAGAGUGGACGACCCAUUAUCUCUGAUAGGAGUUUUGCACAGAUGAUUUGCGAAGCGCUAGCGACCAGAUUAUCUAACGGUGGCAACUCGUAA